This is a messenger RNA of Rotaria sp. Silwood2, 309 nucleotides long. Lineage: Eukaryota; Metazoa; Rotifera; Eurotatoria; Philodinida; Philodinidae. The record is from the annotation of a GenBank genome assembly.
AUGCCUGUUUGGAAAAUAAAUUGUUUAAAAAGUGAAGAUGGUACAAAUCCAUCAAUAUUAUCAUCAACAACAAUAGAUGAAACAAAUAAAAUUGGAUAUAUACCGUCAUCUAUUGAUCAUCAAAAUUCAGCUGUAACGACUUUUGAUACUCAUAGUUUACCUUCAACUCCAUCAUCUAUAAUUCGUCGUGAACAAAAACAACGAUAUUAUCAACAUUCACCUAUUCGUAAGUUUAGUUGGAUUAUUAUAGGUUUUUUUCUUGUUUUUUUGUAUGUUAAUCUUGAUUAUCAUCUAAAAGAAGAAUAUUGA